GAACACUCCGGGCUGACGUCAGAGAGACGCGCCUUAAAACCAAAGAUCACACCACAGGGAGAUGCAUGGCUUGAUCACACGCACUCUGUCUGUCUUUGGAUUGUAGCAGGGACGCUGCAGAAACUGCAGCAGCUGGGUAAAUGAGGCGAAACGGCAAAGGUUACUUUUAAAGACUGCUCGGUGCGUAAAAUGAAACUAGUGUAAAUGUUUGCGAGCCCCCACCGGGGUAAGGUAGUAGAUUGCAGCCUAGCCCUAUUUCAAAAGUGAUAAAUUUAAAUGUGAAACUAGCACUGAACUUGUGUCAGAAGCAAAAGUCUACCUUUGGCACGGAUUGCGUUGGAUGUCGCCCUGGGUCCGUGCUCCUUCUUUUGCCUCUUGACUGAGCCAUGGCUUACGCUCAGCUGGGAUGCAGCUACUCCACCGCACCACAGUUUCUGAUGACCUCUAGCUCUCUGGCCGGUUGUCUGGAGCCGGGAACGCCUGCGUCAAACUCGGUGCUGCGCUCCCCGGGCCAUCAAUUCACCUCUGGCACUGGCAUCGGAGUUUACACCGGCCCUUAUCCAAAGAGCCAAGGUUAUUAUAACACCUGCACCAGCGACGCUCUCUGUUCCAGAGGUCCAUUAGAUUCCAAAGACGGAGCUACAUCUGUGCAUGUGACCACAUCUCAGACUCCCGGGUACUAUCCUUAUGAAUACACAUUUGGACAAUAUCCUUAUGACAGAUAUGGGUAUUCCUGCUCUGAUGGUGCUUCCCGUCGAAAAAAUGCUACUCGAGAGACUACCAGCACUCUGAAGGCCUGGCUGCAGGAACACCAGAAGAAUCCCUACCCAACUAAGGGAGAGAAGAUCAUGCUUGCUAUUAUCACCAGAAUGACCCUUACACAGGUGUCUACAUGGUUUGCCAAUGCUCGCAGGAGGUUGAAGAAGGAGAACAAGGUGACGUGGUCACCCCGGGCCUGUAAAAACUCUGAUGACCGAAGCUGUAAUGAUGACAGUGAUGAAGCUGAGAAGCCACUCAAAUGUGAUCAACAGUGUGUAGACCUGCAGAGUGACCUUGAGGACUUCGACUCCCUGGAGUCAGAUGCUUCCGACUGUGAGCCGAAGCCAGAGUUCUUACCUGAGGACAAUGACGCAAACCCAAACACAGAUCUCCCACAUGGGCACCUCACACCACUGCAUGGAAAAGAGAGAUUGUCCCCAGACUGCCCCAAGCUCACACCGGAUCAACAUCAUAAUGACACCUUCUAUCCUAAUCCAGACCUUCGAAGCACAGACCCCAAGCUGAAAACGUGGUCCGUUGCUCACACUGCGGUGUCUUUAGGUGUCAGCUUGCAGCCAGAAUACCCUCCCUGUAUGCUUUCAUCAAUGACCAGGUACUCCUUUCCUGCACAUCCGUCAAAUAUGGGGCUCAUUAAGGCAGACAGGCAACAGGAAUCACCAGUUGCCAUGUUAAGAGAAUGGGUGGAUGGAGUUUUCCAUGGUCCCCCCUUCCAACAGCCCAGACCUGCUGGGGUGUGGAAAGGUGUAAGUGAUGCCCUGACAAACAGCAGAACACCUGGACAGUCCUUUGAAAUCGUUAGAGCUAUGUCAUCUUUGUAGGCCAACACAUUAUCAGUGAAAUGUUUUAAAAACUGCUGGACCUAAAACACAAACUCUAUAUUUUAUUGUUGUGACUUGACCAAUUGAUCAUUCGCUAAGCUACUGUGUACUCGUUACUGUUGCCAAGUCUGUCAAGCUUUCCAUUCUUGCACAACACAUUUCCAACAAUGAAGCAGAAAUGGCAUUCAACAUCUUGAGUAAGUUUUAAACAGUGGGCCCUUGGUUUCAGACAGCAGUAGAUAGAAGCAGGCUUCUUAUUUCCUGUCUUAAACCUUUGAGAUUUCCUUCUGGGCAGUUGGUGGCAGUUAUUAGUUAGAUGACAUCUAUAGAUGACAUCAUUGCUUUUUGGAAAUAGUUCUUGGUUACUAUAUAUUAAAACAGUUAUGUGGACAUGUUUAAUGAUCACAUCUUAUAUUAUUGCAAAUACACACCAUUUAAUCCACACUUUUACACUUUUGUGCUGUGUUUUUGGUUUUGGAAAGACUUAAGACAUCACCCUCAAAGCUCUUUAAAUUAUGCAACAUUGCUUUUACUAUUACUUCAUUGUAUGGAGAAGUCCACAGAUUGACAAAACCAGUGUGUGGUCCCCAAAGCUAUUAUUUCACAAAUGUUUGCCAUGGAAUGGGUUUAGUGAAUGGUCAAUUCAAAAUGUAUAAUUCUGUUUGGACAUUUUUUAGGCCCUCUUUUACAAUUAAAAACACAUAUGGGCCCUGAUUAAUGAUCAAAUGUGAGCAAAUAAACUGUCACUAUACAUUUCAGUGCAGCAAGGCUGUACAGUUCACACAACUGAAAAAUGUACAGUCCUGUACACUUGCACUAUAGCUUGCACAUGCAUUGAGUCACAAAAAUAAAAUGUGUGUCCUUACAGCAGCUGUCCACUCUGCUUGACCCACUAGCACUAUUAGUUCGGAUGAUUUAAAUCCUGCUUAGGAAUAGUGGAAUAUACCUUCACAGCUUUGUGUGUGUGUGUGUGUGUGUGUGUGUGUGUUUUGAAAGAAUGAAAAGGGGAAGUGGGUGGUAUUCAACCAUUACUACUGGAAACACACAAAGGCGUGUGCCACUUCCACCUUGGCUCCAGAUAGCUGUGUUUAGCGAUGCGUCCCUUUUCAUUAGGCUGAUUUUGACUUUGUCUACCUGGUAGUGCAAGAAAAUACACCAGCUUAAAACAGCUCAUAAAACAG
Molecule: messenger RNA, 2779 nt
Organism: Monopterus albus (swamp eel)
Lineage: Eukaryota; Metazoa; Chordata; Actinopteri; Synbranchiformes; Synbranchidae
Gene: irx4b
Product: iroquois homeobox 4b
Exons: 6
Coding region: 387-1598 (403 amino acids)
Biological process (GO): cell development; regulation of transcription by RNA polymerase II; neuron differentiation
Cellular component (GO): nucleus
Molecular function (GO): DNA-binding transcription factor activity, RNA polymerase II-specific; RNA polymerase II cis-regulatory region sequence-specific DNA binding
Source: RefSeq, a predicted model, not a curated record